UGCACAGCCUCACACGAGUCUCACCCACACAAAACCAAUUAAGUCCGCGACGUUGGCAUGUGUGCGUGCAUGUCAGUGUAUCGGUGUAUCGGUGCCGUGGCUCAUCUGACUUCUGUCAUCGUGUAGUUCGAAUGCAAAAUGGUGGCAGAAGCGAAGAGGUGUGGCAAAUUAUUGUUUCGGCUCGAUAUUUUAUAGACUUUUCCUUAUGAUUAAUCUUAUAAACUUAGUUUAUAGCGAGUACAUAGUCCGGCGUAACUGUGAUGUGAGUUAGAUUUUAUAAAAUAGAACAUUUUAAUCAUAAUAUGUGCAAGUGCCAAACUAGUUUUAAAAUUAGUGACUUUCAUCAAUGUUGUCAACAAACGACUGAACUUGAAAACUAAUACAAUAAAUUAGAUAACAAAUCUAGAAAUUGUUUUUGUGUUAUGGCAGUUCGUAUGGAAACUGCCGCAACUAGAAAAUACAGCUACAAAAUGAUGGGAAGUAACACACCUCGGGCAGCUUACGCAGCGAGUCCGGGCGGCGCGUCCGCUCUAAAAGGAGGCGGUCGCGGUCCAACAGCCGCCGCCGCCGCCGCAAUGGCGACCGCCGCAACGGGCGCUCCGUACCGCACCGGCGCCGCGCCGUGGACGCCGCAACCGCCGCCUCCUUAUGCGGCAGCAGCUGCUGCUCCCGCAGCUACAGCCGCUCCACCGCAGCCAUACCGAUACACCGCCGCUAUGCCGCACCAUUACGCCGCACCUUACACUGGACAAACGCCGGUGGUGUUGGAAACAAAAGAAUGA
Messenger RNA from Ctenocephalides felis (cat flea), 782 nucleotides. RefSeq names its product protein alan shepard-like. The record is from RefSeq and is a predicted model, not a curated record. Bases 423 to 782 code for a protein of 119 amino acids. The transcript has 3 exons. NCBI's taxonomy places the organism in Eukaryota, Metazoa, Arthropoda, Insecta, Siphonaptera, Pulicidae.